Molecule: messenger RNA, 2741 nt
Organism: Linum trigynum
Lineage: Eukaryota; Viridiplantae; Streptophyta; Magnoliopsida; Malpighiales; Linaceae
Source: the annotation of a GenBank genome assembly
UCUCUUCAAUUCAUCGCCAUUCCCAAAUCUUCUCAGAGCUCAAACUCAAAGCUCUUUCUCCUCCUAGAUUGCUCUUUUUUUUUUCACCUUCACAACCCCCCAAUUUGCCUCUUCAUCCAAAAGGAAACGAACACAGGACGAAUUUUUUGCAGUCCCCGUUUGAAUCCAAUCCCCUCCUCUGUUUCAACUCCAUCCCCUGUUUUUCCCCGUUUCCAUUAGCUUCUUCCAUCACCAGCCAUGGAAGCUCUCCAAGGUCACAACAAUUACAAUCACACAUUCCCUGCUGAUUUAACUGACAUCGGCACCUCCCUCUCCCAGCUCAUACUGAUGGGUGGCGCGGGCUCCAACACUCUCGACUCCGUCUUCUCCUUCUGCAGUCACAACCCAUCACCGCCGCCGCCGGCCAAAACAGAGCCUCUCGGUUCCUCCGUCUACCUCCACCAGCGAGACCUCCUCCGAAAAUUCAGCGAGCAAAACAGACCCACCACCAUUUCCGGCUUCAAUUCGAACAAUUACUCGCUCCAUAGCUUCUCUCCAUUGCAGAGGACCAACCCGGCGUUCGCUCCCGCGACGGCGAAGAAGCUGUACAGAGGUGUGAGGCAGAGGCACUGGGGGAAAUGGGUCGCCGAGAUUCGGCUCCCGCAGAACAGGAUGCGAGUCUGGCUUGGCACCUACGAGACCCCUGAAGCCGCCGCCUACGCUUACGAUCGCGCCGCUUACAAGCUCAGGGGAGAGUACGCGCGAUUGAAUUUCCCCAAUGUCGACGACCCAAUCAAAUUGGGGCUGAUCGACUCGGAGAAAUUGAAUUCGCUCAGGACGGCCGUGGAUGCCAAGAUUCAGGCGAUAUGUCAGAAAUUGAAACGGGAGCGGGCUAAGAAGAUCGCCGCGAAGAAACCCAAUUCGAAUAGCAGCAGCAGUGGACCGAAGGUGGAGGCGAAAUCGCUGUCUCCGUCGCCCUCGCCGUCGUCUUCUUCGUCAACUACGUCGACGGUGGGAACAGAGUGGACGGUAAAGGCCCUGGAGGAAGAGAUGGCGAUGGACGGUGGUGGGUGUUCGCUGGCGAGAAUGCCGUCUUACGAUCUGGAGUUGAUAUGGGAGGUUCUGGCUAACUGAAGAUCGCCAUUGUCAGGGUAAUUACUAAUUAGAGAGGAGAGGAAUGUAAAAGGUGUGAUUUUUGGUUGCAGAGUAGCGAGGAUUGGAUGCAGGGGAGAGUUAAAAUUUCUCUUCGUUGUACUAUUGGUGUGUGUUUGUGUUAGGCGACGGGGUGUUUUUUUUUCCACUUUUUACUGGGCAGUAAGUAUAUUGGCCUUGUUUUUUACCCGAGGUCAUUUGUACCUUCAGUAGGUUUUCAAGCGUUUAUAAGCUAUAUUUGCUCUAAUAAGUAUGAUUUUUUUUUAUUAGGACUGUUAAUAUCGGUGGUAAUAUCACUUUAUUUUGAUGGUCUUGUCCAUCUAAGUCCUAAAUUGCCAGGGUGUUUUUGUUGAACCUUCCAAAUUUGAGCAAGUGGGACAAAAUGUAAUUUUUUACGGUAGUUUUAUAAGUUAUAGCAAUUCAUUUUCUUUAACUUGAAUAGUUGUGAUAUGCAAUAUGCUUAAUUUCUUAUAUGAUUUUUCACGAGUUUAUUCAGACAAAAAUAUUUAUUCAUUAAACUCAAUACUCAAUAUUUACAUGAAAACAUCGAAUUUCUCAAAAGGUAUGCAUUUCAAACUCCGAUGCAAUGAGAAGUUAACUAACCACAUUUCACUUCAUCGCGAUUCCACCUCCAAAAAAGUUUGGCAUGCAUCACACCCUUUUUCUUUCUUUGCAUAUGCAAACCAACUAUGGUUUAACGUGAUCCUCAUAUGUCAUACUAUGAGUCUACGGCUGCAACCUCUUUCUUCCUGUAUAUUGCGCGAUCGAAGUCGAUAUGCAUCUUUCUUUGCAUAUGCAACUAUCUAUGAUUUAACGUAAUCCUCAUAGGUCACACUACGAGUCUACAGCUGCAACCUUUUUCUUCCUGUAUAUUGCACGACCGAAGCCGAUAUGCAUUUGAAUCGAGUGGAAUGAUGGAAUUUCGAGAAAUCGUUGGAAGCCUAUUUCUAAUUUGGUUUUACAAAAUUGUUAGGCAUGGGCUUCUAUUUGAAAUAGGCUUUCCAACGAUUUCUAGUGACCUAAACUAGGACUAUUCAUUUUGGCACGGUUUGAAAGUCUCCAGCCUAUAGUAUGGGGCAUGAAAUGGGUUUUUUUUUCGGCGAUCAAACCCCUUCUCCUCCAUGGCACUCGUUCUUGGGAUGAUCAUCACCAGUUGCCAAAGGCGACUUUCGUACCAGUUCCCAUCCAUUCUGCAGCAAAAUUGGCAUCUACAAUCGGGCAAAUCAGCCAUGGAUGGCUUAUUUGUAUAGCUUUUCGGCUUAUUCAUGGCGGUUGAGUGGUCCAGAGGCGUGGUUCCUCCCAUCACUGGUUUUUUUUCUUUUGCAGAUUAGUCGAAAACCAGUAGCUGGAAGAUAAUACGGAUAAUGGGAUGAGGAGGACUUUCACUAGCUCUUCGUCCAUUAGGUUUGACUCUUUUUGUGUUGUUUUCUUGAGGUUUUGGGAACAUAUUUUUGGUCCACAUGUAACCGACCAUCAAGCCACGGAAAGUCCAAACUUGCGGUUUUCACAAUAGUUUGUGACUAAAUAUUGUUAUCUCGUAUUAAUGACUCAUUUGAAAUAUUUGAUUCUAAAUAUUGUAUUUUUUUAUGAUAUAAAUACAUGUAUUUUAU